AUGGCAAACUGGGACAGUAACCAGGACGAGUGGGUUUCCUACAAGCGCGGCAACACGCCGCACCUGACGAACAACACCAACAAUAGGAUCGAGUCCAAGUGGGGGAAGAUAAAGGAUGUUAUUAACGACUCCUUCACUGUCGACCAACUCCUGUCUACGCUGAUGACGCUGCAGCACUAUGCCGAAGAGCAGUAUCGCGCAGAAUACCAUCGAGUUGGGAGCCGGCCUUCGCGGGAUUCGGAGGACCGCGAGCUGACGCUGCUGGCUUUGCAGCUGAACACACCAGGACGAGCCACUGUCACGAGCCCAAGGUCUGGAGAAGUGCAUGAAGUCAACACGAGGACGAACUCCUGCAACUGUAUCUUCAUGAAGACCUGCUUGCUACCCUGCCGCAACGUGAUGUACGUCCGGAGCACGUCCAACUUCGAAACAGUACUGCCCCCGAUGCACUGUUCCCUACACGAUGGAUUGUGCAGAGUCCAGAAAACAACAUCGACUGGGGAGAAAUUCCGUGUGGAGGGUUGA
Phytophthora sojae is the source of this 525-nucleotide messenger RNA. RefSeq lists its product as hypothetical. NCBI's taxonomy places the organism in Eukaryota, Oomycota, Peronosporomycetes, Peronosporales, Peronosporaceae. The record is from RefSeq and is a predicted model, not a curated record. The coding region runs from base 1 to 525 and encodes 174 amino acids. The transcript is spliced from 3 exons.